AUGGUACUUCAGUUAGCAGAUCAGUCUACUGCUAAACCUGAAGGUGUCCUAGAAAAUAUCACAAUAACUAUAGACACAUGGGAUUAUCCAAUAGAUUUCUUGGUACUAAAGGCUAGGAGAAAAGUAUCAGGAUAUCCAAUUAUUCUUGGAAGGCUUUGGUUAGCAACUACUACAGAACUCAUAGAUUGUAGAUCAGGCAGUAUGACUAUUUCUAAUGGUCAUAAACAAAAGGAAUUAACACUUUAUCCUCCUACAAAACCAACAAUACAUUCUAAUACUCAUAAAUGGGUUGAUGAAGAUUUGGGCUCAAAAGAGGAUAUAAUUGUUGAACUAGCCAUGGUCACAUUAACUGAACAUGUUGAGGGAUAUGAAGACUAUGUGGAUAAGGGAGAAAAAUUCAAUACCACUAAGAAACCUUGUGAACAGAUUAGGGAAAAUUAUUUUCAAAAGAAAAGAAAGAUUGGAGGCAAAACUUUGAAUCAUCAUGAUCAGGAUACUUGUCCUUUAAAUACCCUUAUCAAAGAUCCAACUAAAGGGGAAAAUAAUACAAAGGAGAUUUUACUCUCAGCAAAUAAACCUCUUUUCAUUAAUUCAUCCUUGCCUAUAGAACAAGAAAAGGAGUUAAAACUUACUCUAGAAAAACAUAUAGAGGCAUUUGCAUGGGAAUAUAAGGACAUGAGAGGAAUUUGUCCUUAA
Messenger RNA from Cryptomeria japonica (Japanese cedar), 696 nucleotides. RefSeq lists its product as uncharacterized. Lineage: Eukaryota; Viridiplantae; Streptophyta; Pinopsida; Cupressales; Cupressaceae. The transcript has a single exon. The record is from RefSeq and is a predicted model, not a curated record. Bases 1 to 696 code for a protein of 231 amino acids.